This is a messenger RNA of Closterium sp. NIES-65, 2160 nucleotides long. Lineage: Eukaryota; Viridiplantae; Streptophyta; Zygnematophyceae; Desmidiales; Closteriaceae. The record is from the annotation of a GenBank genome assembly.
AUGGUGCAGUCUCUGCGAGAGAAGCACCCGGCUAGCGCAGGCGAGGUACCACAGUGGGUCCGCAAUUUCACCAUCGAUACCGCUCAGCUGCCUUCACUUACGACCGACAUCCUGGCCAGAGCUAUCCAUACAGCCGCUCGAGCCUCAGCAGCAGGGCCAUCGGGGUGGGUCACAGAGCAUCUGCGCGACACCUUCCUUACUGAACCUACCUGCCUUUCCCACCUGUUGGAAGUGUUCAACCAAUGGGUGGCGGGACAGGUCCCCAAGCGGGCUCGGCCGUGGCUCGCCGCAUCCAACCUAGUCGGGCUUUCCAAGCCUAACGGCGACGUCCGGCCGGUGGCGAUCGGGGAGGUGCUUCCUCGUAUACUUGCUCGUGCUCUGUGCAUCUCGCUCCGCCCUGCGAUGCAGCAGGUGAUGGAGCCGGUUACAAGGGAGUUCAAGGACCUGCUUUUCCUCAGCUAUGCAGAUGAUACCUAUAUUUUGGGGCCAGCGGCUAGGAUUCUGGAGGCCUUUGGGGUGCUGCGGGAGCGGUUGGAGUGGGUGGGGCUGGAGGUGCAGGCGCACAAGUGCCGGUUUUGGGAGCGCGAGGGCAAGGAGGUGGAGCGGGCACUGCCAUUGGGGAUGCAGCGGGUGGAUGAGGGUCUUACUGUGGUGGGCGUGUCUAUUGGAGAGGAGGUUUGGGAGGUGGUCCGGCUAUGGGAGUGGCUUCGACAGUUGCAGGCGCCACUGCCAUGGCUCCCCUUGCUCGACCACCCCCAGAUGGCUUCACACCUCCUCGCCAUUGCAGUUUCAGCGCGGCUGAUGUACCUCGCCCGGACUAUGCCGCCGCGUCCGGAGGUGGUUGAGGCUUUUAGGGAUUGGGACAGCUGUUUAGAGGAUUGCUUUGAGCAACUUUUCCUACCUAGCACUUGGGAGCAGGACCCCGACCGGUCUAGGAGCGCACGCAUGCAGCUGCAUCUCCCUGUGCGUCUCGGUGGGUUCGGGAUCCGGGCGGCGGCCUCUUUGAGCCCACUGUCCUAUGUUUGCGGGUGGGCGCAGGCCGCGCGGGACAUUGCACAGUUAGGGGUGGCAGGUGAGGAGGCGAUGUUUGCUGAGUACCUCACCACUUCGACAGGGGCAGAGUUUCUUGACCCGUGGUCUGUCAAGGCUCUCGAGCAGCUGCCAGCGACUAUCCGCCACGAGAUACCGGGCUUACCUCUGUGUGUAGCGGCCCCUCCUAUUCGGCUUUUCCAAGCGUGUCAGCGGCAGUUAGCUGUAGAGGAGCUCCAGGCACUGCGCCGCUUGGCUCGUGACGAUGCUACCUUGGCCCGUUUCACAUCCCUUCAGGGCCCGGGGGCAGGUGCAUGGGUUUCGGCGGUUCUGGCUCACUCAGAUCUCACAUUCACUGCGGCUGAGUGGGGCAUUGCUGCUGCUAUACGGCUCGGCCUCCCAAUUCAGCAGCUGCAGGUGGCGGGGAGGUGUGUGUGUGGCACAGCGUAUGUUGACCCAGCAGACCCGCACCAUGCCCUGAGAUGCAGGCACCAGCAUGGUCCUUCUCGGUUGCAUGAUGAGGUGAAGUUUGCGGUGGCGAAGAUCUCUAAGGCAUCGGGUGGGGUGGUGACAUUGGAGGAUAGUGUGGUGCUGCAAGGGAAGCAGGUUGAUGUGGCGGUGCGACGUCCAAUGGCUGGAGAGGCUCACGCCCUAGAGAUCAGCGUCGCGGACCCGCUAUCGCUGUCUCCAUCACUGCUGGGACAGUGCGAGCGUCAAAUAGGUGUGGCGGCAAGGGAAUGGGAGCGUCGCAAAACGAGUGAUUACGCGCCUCUACUUGCACGCAACCGGGGCGUGCAAUUCACCCCUUUGAUAGUUGAGACGUGGGGGUGUCUCGGCGGUCGUUUUCAGCGGUGGCUUCGUCAGCAGGGGGAUGCGCACGUAAGGCUAGCUAUAUCGCGGGGGGCUUGUCGAGAGGACGACUCUGCGUUUUCGGCUUAUCUUUUAGGGUCACUGAAGGCGCUCAUCGGGGUGGCGUUACAACGUGCGCAAGCCCGUGUCAUCCUGCUUCGAACGGCGUCUUCCAUGGGGGGGAUUAACGUAGAUUUGGCGGAUCGGGAGAGGGACGAUGUCGAUGUGAAAGGCGGGGCUCUCUGGGUGGAGGCCCCGUACAUGGUCGAUACGUUGAUGUAA